This is a messenger RNA of Solanum dulcamara, 1383 nucleotides long. RefSeq names its product indole-3-acetate O-methyltransferase 1-like. Gene Ontology annotation, molecular function: S-adenosylmethionine-dependent methyltransferase activity. The transcript is spliced from 4 exons. NCBI's taxonomy places the organism in Eukaryota, Viridiplantae, Streptophyta, Magnoliopsida, Solanales, Solanaceae. Gene Ontology annotation, biological process: methylation. The coding region runs from base 63 to 1229 and encodes 388 amino acids. The record is from RefSeq and is a predicted model, not a curated record.
UUAACCACUUCCCUUGUAGUAUUACUUCCUCUUUCACUCAUAAAAAAAUAUCUUUGUGCCAUAUGGCUACAUUAGGUGACAAUAAGGACAAUGUUGUCGUAUCCAAUAUGAAACUUGAAAGAAUGCUUAGCAUGAAAGGAGGCAAAGGAGAGGCUAGCUAUGUCAACAAUUCUCAAGCACAGGGACAACAUGCUCGAUCAAUGCUGCACCUACUGAAAGAAACCCUUGAUGGGGUCCAACUAAACUCAUCUGAAAACGACAUUCCUUUCGUGAUGGUAGACUUGGGAUGUUCUUGCGGCAACAACACCGUUUACAUAAUCGACGUAAUUGUGGAACACAUGAGGAAGCGAUACGAAGCAACAGGUCAACAACCACCGGAAUUCUCCGCCUUUUUCUGUGACCUUCCUUCCAAUGACUUCAACACACUCUUUCAACUGCUGCCUCCGUUAGCUAAUAAUGGCAUGGAGGAAUGUUUAGCUUCCAAUAGCCAUCGAUCGUAUUUUGCUGCCGGAGUUCCAGGUUCCUUUUAUCGCCGUCUAUUCCCGGCCAGAUCCAUUGACGUUUUCUACUCCGCAUUUUCCUUGCACUGGCUUUCUCAGGUGCCGGAUGUAGUAUUGGAUAAGCAAAAUGUGGCGUACAACAAGGGAAAGAUAUACAUCCAUGGUGCAAAUGAGUGCACGACGAAGGCGUACAAAAUACAAUUUCAAAGUGAUUUGGCUAGUUUCCUUUGUGCAAGGUCUAAAGAAAUGAAGAGAGGUGGUUCCAUGUUCUUAGUUUGCUUAGGAAGGACCUCUGUUGACCCAACUGACCAAGGUGGGGCUGGACUCCUUUUUGGGACCCAUUUUCAAGAUGCUUGGGAUGAUCUUGUACAAGAGGGUCUAAUUACAAGUGAGAACAGGGACAACUUUAACAUCCCAGUGUAUGCACCAAGUAUACAAGAUUUUAAGGAGGUGGUUGAAGCCAACGGCUCAUUCACUAUCAACAAGCUUCAAGUUUUCAGGGGAGGGAGUCCUCUUGUUGUCAACCACCCCGACGAUGCAGCUGAAGUCGGACGAGCCUUAGCCAUCAGCUGCAGAAGUGUUAGUGGCGUACUUGUCGACGCUCACAUUGGUGAACAACUUGGUGACGAGCUGUUCACCAGAGUUGAGCGUCGAGCCUCACGCCACGCAAAAGAGCUCAUUGAAAAGCUUCAGUUUUUUCAUAUAGUUGCUUCCCUUUCUCUUGUGUAGGUCUGCGUUUGGGGUAAUAUUUAGUUGAAGUUGGAAAAAAUAGUAUGUACUUGAUAUUGAAGUUAAAAGAAGUUUGUGAAAGUUGAACUUGUUUUUAGACAUGUCCUCCUAUCCGAUAAGCAUGUGCUUCCCGUGCUGAUCCAAUCCUUAAACU